Bolinopsis microptera is the source of this 983-nucleotide messenger RNA. RefSeq lists its product as uncharacterized. Lineage: Eukaryota; Metazoa; Ctenophora; Tentaculata; Lobata; Bolinopsidae. The transcript has 4 exons. Bases 21 to 884 code for a protein of 287 amino acids. The record is from RefSeq and is a predicted model, not a curated record.
AGAUAAUAUCAUAAAAAAAGAUGCUUUGGAUUCUAAUCGCCUCAAUCGUGAUGUCUAAAACAGUUUUGGGUUCGGUAAUCACGCAGUUGACAGCAGGACAGUUUGAGGCGGAUGAUGAGGACAGCACCCAAAUAGUAUGGCUGCAGAUAACAGUGGAUCAACCUUACUGUAUAAAACAAGCUGUGCACAAAUGGAACGAAUCUAAGUCGGAGAACAUUCACUCUUGUGAAGAAAAGACAGCCUGCACCUGUAAAGGGUCGUAUUGUAAGGUCUCCACUUUCAGCGUUUCCACCGAGGGGCAAACCAAGCUGCCUGAAGAUGCGGCCUCUAGGACAGGAUGCAAGUGGGCUGAUACUGCCUUGCUAAAAAUGGAAAAUGACGAUGAUAUUUUCCAAGAGGAUAUUGAUCACCAGAUAUUGAUUCACGAGAAAACAGGCAAUGGAACAGAUCAGCUGAUUGUAAAAGUAUCUGGCGGGCAAAUCUCUACCGAAAAGAAUGGCGAUUGGAUUUACCAAACUUGGUUUCAAGUAACCUUGAACGAGGAAGUUUGUGUGAAUGAGAUUGUCCACAACUAUGCAAUUCUCCCGGACUACCGCAACAAGUAUUCCUGCACAAAGACGGGAGAUUGCACGUGCGAUGGCAUGAUGUGCCCAGGAAUUACUUUAGAGGUUAGUGGCGGCACUGAAAACCAGAAAGAAACCGACUGCAAGAUGGGAAAGACUUUUAAAUUCAUGGUCACUAAUGACGGCUCUGGACUUGGCAUGGGAUACAGUAACGAUGUGUAUCAGAAGAUGAUAAUAUCUUCACUAUCAGGUGUGGGACCCGUGACGACACACACCUAUCUCCUUGUAGCGAUCCUUACAUCGUUCUACUGGCUGAACUGACUUAGAAGACCUGUAAAACCAAUACCACUAGAACGAUUAGAAGUUUGAUAACUUCCGCGGAUUAUUGAUCAAUAGAUGUUAAAGGUUUACGGUUUGAUU